GGUGCGGCGGCGAGACUGAGCGCCGCGGCGCCGCAUAGCGAGCCAGCCAGGGAAAAAUGGCCGCAUUUUAGUCGACACGCGAAGGGAAGCGCUCUCGCUCUCUCCUUCUUACUCGCCGCGCCGAGCCACUCGCUCUUUUUCUUUACUGUUUGCCAAUCGCCGUUCCUGGGAGGAUUCGAGUCGCGCAUCAUCGGAGGGACAUCAACAAUCAUCAUCGGCGCAUCGUCAGCUGCACUUGACGACACACGACCUCGUCGUCUAAGAUACCUACCCGUUGCUGCAUAGCCGGCUCUCUUACUCUCUCUCUCCUCGAUCAAAUCGUCGGCGCGCUAUAUACACCUAUAGACGGGGAACCUAUACACUUGUACCCGCGCUAUAGCUGCUCUCUUCUCUCGCACCGCUGAUCCGCCGGAGAGGAGAGACUCGCCGCCGUCGACGUUGCAGAGACUCCUCGUCGAGUAGAGGAGCACAGGAGAGAGACGUCCCUCUGGUAAAAGGUAAUGCGUCCAAUGCAACAGGCUUCGAUGGCCCCGACACACCAGCCUGUGCAACAUCCGCAUGCGCAUUCGCAUCAUCACCAUCAACAGUUGUUGACCAUGGCUCAUCAGCAGCAUUUUCGUCAUAUGCAGCAGCAACACCCCAUGACCAUGUCCACCCCACGAAUGUUGAUGGGUAUGAACUCUCCGAAUCCCAACGAGAGUCGACAUAUUUUAACUGUGGUUAUAUUGGCCUGUCUUCUUCUAUCCUGUGAUGCUAAAGUUCACCGACCAUCGCUACUAGAUAGUAUUGAUAGCUUGGAACUUUUUUUUGGACCAAGUGGGUGCAUAGAAGGCACGUUGGCGUUGGUUAACGUUGGCUUGAAAGAUCAGGCAAAUGCUAUGCCUAUGACCCUCCAGAAUCCGAACCACCAUUCUUUGCAACAGCAGCAGCAACAAAAUAUUGAACAAAAGAAGAAUGCUACUGAGGAUACUGGCGAGUCAAAGGACGACGGCUCAGGUAGCCAGCAACAGGGCCAGGCCAACUCGACCAAUGCCAACUUGGCAAACACCCGAGAAAAAACGCCGAUGUGCCUGGUGAACGAGCUCGCCAGGUUCAACAAAAUCCAGCACCAAUACAGACUGACAAACGAACAGGGGCCCGCGCACAAGAAGCGCUUCACUGUCACUCUGAUGCUCGGCGAAGAAGAGUACGUGGCCGAGGGGCCGAGCAUCAAGAAAGCCCAGCACAGCGCUGCCAGCGACGCCCUCACCAAAACCUGGUACAGGAAGCCGCCACCAAAACCCACCAGAGCCAUGAGGAUACCCGGCAAGUGUCCGGCUGGUUCUGGAGGACACUUGCCCCCAACGGUGGAGCUUAAUGCUCUCGCGAUGAAGAGAGGCGAGCCAACGGUGUAUACAUUUAGACAUGCACCCCCAGCAGCAGCUACUGCACCGCAACAGUUCGUCGCACACGGCUAUAGCAACUUUCCGCGUAUGUUUAAUCCUCGAUAUCCCGCUUAUAACCGCGGCUUCAACCCCGAGCCUCAAGGAAUAUAUCUCGUUACGUUGAAGGUUGGUGAGAGAGAAUUUAUUGGUCGAGGCGUAACUGGACAGGCUGCGCGUCAUGAUGCAGCGAGUCGCGCACUUGAGCAGUUGCGUCAGUUGCCCCUGCCGGAGGAAUUGGCGAGCUCGACCAUAACGACGGAGAAUGGCGCAGGUAACGGCACGGGCGCCGGUAUCGACGAUCCCAAUGCUGAGCUAAAAAGCCCCGUUUCCCUAGUGCAUGAGACCGCACUGAAACGCGGCCUCUCAGUUAGUUUUGACGUCGUCUCCGAAACUGGCAAGCCGCACAUCAGAACUUUCAUGACAAGAUGUACCGUCGGUGAUAAGGUCACUCUUGGUGAGGGAUCCUCGAAAAAGGUGUCGAAGAAGCGUGCCGCUGAACUGAUGCUGGAAGAACUAAAGCGGCUGCCUCUGGUCGCUGCACCGAUACAGAACCGCACUUUGCGUUUAAAGCGAAAACCACCAGCGACUAAGAAGAAGUCCCGAAACCUGAUCAAGGUGUACCAGGAGCCACGUACCGAAGCUGAUAGCUCGGAAGAAGUGAACCCGAUUUCGCGUCUUGUUCAAAUUCAACAAGCCAAGAGAGAACGUGAGCCCGUCUACAAUCUCGUUGAAGAGAAAGGCGCGCCACGACGACGCGAAUUCGUUAUGGAAGUAUCGGUUGGCCAACAUUCGGCUCAAGGCACCGGACCUAACAAAAAACUAGCAAAGAGAGCUGCAGCCGAGGCACUGCUUGCGACAUUGGGAUACAGCAAGCCCCAGCCUCAACCUGCCAAGCCGUCCAUAAAGACCAGUAGCAGUGGCAUCGGGGGUGGCAACGGUGCAGAAAACAAGGAAGGUGUAGGUGAGGGCAAGCGAAAGGUCACGUUUGUCGAGGUUGACACAAGUAACGAAACAACGCACACCCACCCUCAAGGAGGAUCUAUUGGACGCCAAUUAGUUCCUGGUCUUCUCCUGGUGGAUAACGGCACCGAUUCCAAGGUUAUCAGUGGACCAAGCGUUCAAGUUGUCGCUGAGGAAUUGCGCGGCCAGCAGCCUCCUCAGUCGACUGGUGUAUCUCCGAAGGAUCAGCUUAAAUAUCUCGCUCAACUGCUAAAUUUUGAAGUACAAUUCAGCGAUUUUCCAAAGGGUACCUACAAGGAAUACCUGUCGCUCGUGUCACUGAGCACGGAUCCGCCCCAGGUGUGUCACGGGCAUGGGCCCACUAAAAGCGCGAGUCGUGAUCAGGCGGCUCUCACAGCCCUGCGCACCCUUAGCAAGCUCGGCCUCGACAGUGUUACCAACUCUGGUGCCAAGAAAGAUAAGUCUAGCGCCAAUGCCAACGACGCUGGCAGCAUGCACGUCUAUGGCCAGCAGGUUAAGACUAACAACGUGAUUAACGGCGCGAUGGACAAGUGAAAAAGAACAGGACACCCUUCCUCUUUCUUUCUUUUUUAACUACAGUUUCCCCGCGCGUACUGUAAAAGCUUUCUCCUAUAUCAUUUACUUUUAGUAUCGUUUUUUUAGCUUUAAACGCAUUCAGUGAUGUGCAACGUAAAUCGAUAACGUGAUCAUGUUCUUUUGGAUUAUACUUAUGCGAAUUUUACUGGAAUGAUGUUGCUGUCGUUGUUUAUUUUACCUGUAAGUGAGAAAGUCAUUGUUUUUCAUUGCGACAAAAUGGUCGGCAGUUUAUUUAACAAUUAUAACGAUCUGUUUAAAUCAACAAAUUAAAGCAUUGACAAAUUUGAAAGUAACUUAUCACUUACCUAAAUUAUGCGAUGUCAACGUUAUGCUUUAGAUCGUUUACUUUACUGUAUAAUAAUGUUAUUCCAGUAAAUUGUAAAUUUUUUUCGUUAAAAUCAUCGAUUUAAGAUGUGUUUCACUGAACGCGUUUAUAAUCAAUUGUUUUAGUUUGAGAGUUGAUCAAUGCUAAAUUUGAUGACGGCAAAUCGUUAAAACAAUAUUGUACUGCUAACAUUUAUCAACACUCAAUACGUUAAACUAUCUUUAAUUUUUUUCAUUUUAUUUUAAUCAAACAUACGGAAAAGUAAAAGACGCUCAUUGUGCAUGGAUUAGCUUGAAUACGUAGGCUCACUUCGCAGAAUUUCUGGCUUGAUGCGAGAAAAAAAAGAGAUAAACUUUUGCAUAUUUUUUGUAAAGGAAGCGUGAGAUGUAAACGAGUAACGAGGGCUUAACUUGAUCAAACUGCGAAGUGAAUCUACUAGCGAAAAUUUAUUUUCGACGAUGAUCACUCUUGAAGAAUAUUUUUUUCUUGCUUGUGAUCACAUCAAUUUUUUUUUAUUAUUUCGGAUACAUGUCACAAAGACGAACAAAUUCGCAAUUUGGAUAAAAUGCGGCCAUAUCUCAACCCCUUAAUGAGUUAAUUAACCGAUACCUUGACUCUGUCAUUGUCAUGAAUGUAACAUAAGCUAUGUCCAAUUACCUAAUCGUAGAAUCCGUAGUAAUUAUUGAUUGAUUUUGCUUUCUCUUGACAUUUACUUUGAGUCUCGUUCUGCGAACGAGAAUUGUGAAAGUUGCGAGUAUUGCUGGAGCAAGCGUAUAUUUAAAAAAAGAGAAAGAAAAAAUGUAUUUAAAAAAAAGCAUAAACUUGGAAAAAAUAUUAAAAAAUAGGUAAUUCGAUGUACGAUAAUUUUUCUGUCCCAAUUUGCUUUUUCUCGGGGCCUAGAAGCAUUCUGGGAUUAUAUUCAUGUUAAUGCCAUGAGGGGUAUUAGAACGUAAAGAGAAAAAAACACGCGAAAUAACAAGCCGUUUGAAAUUUUCUCGAGCCACUUGCACGAAAUCGUAUCGAACACAGUUGGUGGCUCGAUCGAUCGGAAAAUUUCAAAGGGGAAGGUUUUCUAUUAGACUUGUAAUAAUGAACCACUUUUGGGCCAAUAUCUUGAAAUUCUUCCCCGUUGUGUUAGGAUUUAGCGCGACGCCGCAAGCGUUUAAAAAGUUAUAUUACAACGUCGCAAGACAAUUCUGAGACAACGUCAAGCGAAUUUUGAUCUAUUGCCCGAAUAAAGAGUGAAGAAGAGAAACAGAAAAAAUCCUUAAGAAAAUAUGUACAAUAAUGAAUGUAGGCGACUUCGAGCGUCGGUACACAAGUUACUGAAAUUUUGGUAAUAUGCAAAAAUCAUUUUUACAAGCAAAUAAAUGUUAUAAUUCGCAUAAAAGUCUGAUAAAUGCCGAAUAAAGAUUCAUUUUGUGUAAUUUUCAUUUAAUUUAGCAUGCUACUUGCUGAUUCGCGAUUUAUACAUUAACUUUUUAUACUAGGAAAUUAAAUCUUAGAUGUCGAUACAAUUUGCUCCUUAAAAGCAAAACGAAAGGAGACAUUGAUGAGUAUGACAAAUGGUUAUUCGGCGUUUAUCAGGAAAUCGUAGAUGAUUUCUAUUAUUUUAAAUUAACUGCGUGAAAGAAGUUAUCAAGAAAUAUAAGAGUACGAAUUCUACAGUCAAAAGUACUCAGACAUUUUUCGAUUGAUAACUUUAAUUUCCAUGCUUACAAAAGAAAAAGAUAUAGCGCACACAAAAAUAUCGUAAAACCAUUCCUAAAUCGUCACAAAAAUCUAAAUGUUAUAUUUUAAGUAAUUUGCGUUGUAUAUCUGAAUAAUGUGUGUUUUGUUAUGUGCUUUUACUGUGAAGCAUAAGAAAAAAAUCGUACCGACGACAUCGAUUUAAUAAUACUAUCUUAUAUUCAUUAUUCUUAUUGCAUAUAUAUAAACACACGUAUAUAACCAAUCUAAUUCAAACCAAUCCAGUGAAAUAUAUCUUAUUCAAAGAACAUGCAAUGAAAACAAUUUUGCUAUCCCUAUAUUAUUUGAUAUAUCUUUCUAAUCUUUUUUUUUAAGCUAAGGUAGAGCCAUACUUGAAUAAUCUACAUUUGAGUCUCUCAAAUAUAAACUAAUUAUACAACACUUACUUCUAGUUCUUAUCUCGUUAUUCAUGCUCGUAAAUGAUUUGCUUUUUUUCGAAUAAUCCUCUCAAUACUUAACAAAACUUAAUGAAGUAUUAGUUAAAGUAUCAUAUUAAGCAUUUUAGUUGUGUAAAAAUUUCAUUACAAAUAAAUCAUAAAAAUAUGAAUAAACUUCACAGUAUAGGCCUACCUUUAAAAAAAGAAUCGUUCUAACUAUUAAUCAGUGCUGUAUUUGCUAUGCACUAAAUGAGAAAACUUUUUAUAUUUGCUUCAUUAUAUUACUUACUAAUUUUCUAACUAGGGUUUUCUUGUCUCUAGUAAGCUAUAUGCUGAUAUUGCUAUGAUUUUUUUCUUUCCUUAUCUUCACAAGUUUUUUAUAUGUAAUUUUUAAGUUUUACUGCGGAUAGCCAUUCGAUGAACAUUUCUUUUUUCCAAAUAUCGCUUUGUGAUAUUACUGUAAAAGUCUCUCCUAUAAAUAAGGAUACGAUUUGUCACUGGGUUUGUCUAUAGACGUAGCACUAAUAAUUCAUUUUAAAUGAAAGACCAUUUAUGUUAGCUUGUUGAAAAAUAACGAUGUCAUUUAUGCAGCUAACAAAAAAAAUUCAUUUCAGCAAGUUCGUUAAAAUUAAUUCAUUAUUUAUUAAUGCCAAUGCCAAUAUUCUUGAAGUUGGUAUUGCGGAGUAUUUUUUUAAUCAAAUAAUUGCAACAAAUCGUAUCCGAUGAGAGGAAAAAAGCCAUCAUUAUAUUUUACUCCUUACAAAAAGCGCGAGCCUGCGUGUGAAUAGAAAAACUGUGCGAACGAUGUAAGUUCACACCCAAUAUACAUAAAUACGUGCAGGAUAUUUAGGAAAAGUAAUAUUCACUCGAGGAGGAACGGGGCAACGUAUUCCAAUGAAAAUAAUGAGUCAUUUUUUGUUGCCUCGUUAAAAAUAAAGGAACGAACGUGUCAGUUUGUAUCACAAACAAUAAACAGUUAAAAACAAAUA
This is a messenger RNA of Nasonia vitripennis (jewel wasp), 6421 nucleotides long. RefSeq names its product double-stranded RNA-binding protein Staufen homolog 2 (gene stau). The transcript has 10 exons. Lineage: Eukaryota; Metazoa; Arthropoda; Insecta; Hymenoptera; Pteromalidae. The record is from RefSeq and is a predicted model, not a curated record. The coding region runs from base 501 to 2939 and encodes 812 amino acids.